AUGCCGGCCACCGAAGCAUCCCACGUCGCUCCCUCCGAGUCCGGUUUUGUCAAGAUGGAAGACCGGAAGAGAGCUGCCACGUAUGAUGCCAAUGAGUCGGCACCACCAUUGAAGAAGCAAGCAACUUCCCUCAAUGGUGGUGGCGGCAAACCCCACCCUGAUGCUGACAUGCCCUGGAAAGACGAUUUGGAGAAAGAUGCGAUAUGGCGCCAGAUGCAGGAAUACAAGCGCGAGAAGGUCUCCCUUGAGUCCAAAUUGAAGGAGAUGUCUAAAGCUACCGCAUAUCACAAUGAACACCUCCGUGUUAUUGAUUCGUGGUAUAACCAGUUGAUCGAUGAAAUCAAAAUACUUAUGGGUACAUCGGAUCGCAGCAAAGGGCGUUCUGAUUUUCAAAGUUCCCUGCUGUUUGAUGACUCGGAGAAUUUUGAGAGACAUCUAAAAUCCCGAUCAGAUGAUAUCCGCGAGAUUAUCUCAGGUUUUCGUGCUACAUCGCCAAAUGUUGCACCCGACGUUUCAGAGCUGCAAAACCAAUUAGCAAAGAAAUUGGCGGAAGAGAAGAGGGCCAUUGCAGAGCUUGAAAAAGCGCUUGCCGAAAAGCAACAGCUGGAAGAAAGCUUAGAGGAGGCUUCCUUGCGAUACAUGGUAGCCGAGAAGAAACUCGACCGCGCACGGAGCUUGACUGUCGCCAAGUUAGAGAAACAGGUCAUCUUUGGCGCUCAGCGACCCGGCGGCGAUAGUGCGUCUGGUCCACGAGAGGAACAAUCUCCGGUUAAUGGUACAACCCCUAGUGGUGAGCGCAGUCCGGACCUGGACGAAGCACACCUCAAACUGUCGGCUAUGUCAGAAAAACAAAAGGAGCAGAUAAAAAAACUGGAGACUGAAAAUGCUAGUUUGCUUAGUCAAAUUACUGAUUUGAAUAUCAAGCGCACCAAACUUACAGACGACGAUUACGCGCACACGGAUUUGUUUAAACAUCUGCGAUCGCAAUACGAUGAUGUGAUUAAACGGAUAAACCAUCUGGAAGCCACCAAUGUGCAGUUACGUGAAGAGGCUGUCAAACUACGAUCGGAACGCACCGCGUACCGCAACCAGGUUGACGAGGAAACACAAAGUGUCAUCGCCGAAAAAGAGGCGCAAUUGAUGCGGGCGGAGACCGAUUUGGCGCGGAUACGGAAUGCACGUGACGAGCUCUUGGCCGACCAGCAGAUGCGAAAGGCUGCGCAGGAGCAAGAAAAGACCGCUUCUAUCAAGGUUCAGGAGCUUGCGGACGCUGGGAAUGCUCGGAUUGUGUCAUUGGAGUCCGAGGUGGAACGACUGCGCCUGCAGUUGGAAAGUACAAGGACGGAACAAGCGGAUGCCAACGACAUCCCGGUUGAAGAGUUACGUGCCAAGUACCGAAAUCUGGAGCGCCAGUAUUCGAUGCUCAACACCGAAUUGACGUCCAUGCAAACAGCAUGCAAGAAAUACUCCUCACUGGCCUCUCAGAAAGUCACGGAUUUCAGCGCCUUGGAAGAGAAGGUAGCCCGCCUUAUCGCCGAGAAAUCCAAAGCCGAUCAGAAGUAUUUCGCUGCUAUGAAAAGCAAGGAAGCGCGGGAGAUGGAAGUCCGCACUCUGAGGGUGCAGAACGCCAAGAGUUCGGAUAUUGUCUCGCAACUGAAGGAGUCAGAGGCCGCCACUCGAUCUCUGCUGUCUAACAUGGAGAAACAAGUCAGCGAGACGAAAGAAGCUUUGAACUCAAUGGCCGCUAAGUAUCACGGCGCACAACAGCAGCUCACAGAGAACGGUAUCGCUAUGGAUGGCCUCCGAGGACAGAUCUCUGAAUUGAAGGCGUUGUCCGUCUCCAAAGAUACAUCCCUGGCCAAUGCUUCCAGCGCCUGCCGUCAAGCUGAAGCGGAGGUAGAAGGCUUAAACGCAGCACUCGCGGAUACCAAGAAGAGUCUGGACACUUGGAAGAAUAAGAGCCUUGGAAGCUCGUCAUCCGAAUAUGAAAUGCUGAGAACUCUUGCUCUAUGUACUGUCUGUCGCCGAAACUUCAAGAACACUGCAAUCAAGACCUGCGGCCACGUUUUCUGCAAGCAAUGUGUUGAAGAACGUCUCACUUCUCGAUCUCGAAAGUGCCCGAAUUGCAACCGAUCAUUUGGAAAUAAUGACCACAUGCAUAUUACCCUCUGA
Messenger RNA from Aspergillus tanneri, 2172 nucleotides. RefSeq names its product E3 ubiquitin-protein ligase BRE1 (gene BRE1). The transcript is spliced from 6 exons. NCBI's taxonomy places the organism in Eukaryota, Fungi, Ascomycota, Eurotiomycetes, Eurotiales, Aspergillaceae. Bases 1 to 2172 code for a protein of 723 amino acids. The record is from RefSeq and is a predicted model, not a curated record. Gene Ontology annotation, molecular function: ubiquitin protein ligase activity. Gene Ontology annotation, cellular component: nucleus; HULC complex.